Molecule: messenger RNA, 2745 nt
Organism: Aureobasidium namibiae CBS 147.97
Lineage: Eukaryota; Fungi; Ascomycota; Dothideomycetes; Dothideales; Saccotheciaceae
Product: dolichyl-phosphate-mannose-protein mannosyltransferase 1
Exons: 3
Coding region: 1-2745 (914 amino acids)
Biological process (GO): protein O-linked glycosylation via mannose
Cellular component (GO): membrane; endoplasmic reticulum
Molecular function (GO): dolichyl-phosphate-mannose-protein mannosyltransferase activity
Source: RefSeq, a predicted model, not a curated record
AUGGCCAACAGAGCCGCCAAAUCCCCUGCCCGCCGGGCCAACACACAGCCUACAACCAAGCCCGUUGGUUUUGCCUCAGAAGGUGUCGAGAACUACGAUGUCUCGACCCUUAAGUCCAACGAUUGGCUGAUCUGCGGUGCCCUUUCCGUCGUCGCCCUCUUCGUGCGCUUGUUCCGCCUCUCUCAGCCCACUAGUGUCGUCUUUGACGAGGUCCACUUCGGUGGUUUCGCUUCCAAGUACAUCAAGGGCAAGUUCUUCAUGGACGUCCACCCUCCAUUGGCCAAGCUUCUCAUCACUCUCGCCGGCUGGCUGGCCGGCUUCGAUGGCGAGUUUGACUUCAAAGAUAUCGGCAAGGACUACAUCGAGCCCGCCGUUCCAUAUAUCUCAAUGCGCCUUCUCCCUGCCCUCAUGGGUGUCGCUACCAUCCCCAUCAUGUUCAUGACCCUCAAGGCCUCGGGCUGCAAGACCUCUACUGCUGCUAUGGGUGCUGGUUUGGUUCUCUUCGAGAACGGUCUCGUCACCCAGUCUAGACUCAUUCUGCUCGACUCUCCCUUGGUCAUCUUCACAGCUCUGACCGUGCUCGGCUGGACUUCUUUCACCAACCAGCACGAACAGGGCCCUUCAAAGGCUUUCACUCCCGUCUGGUGGUUCUGGUUGGCUUUCAGCGGUCUCUGUCUUGGUGCCACCGUCAGUGUCAAGUGGGUCGGACUCUUUACCAUUGCUUGGAUCGGCAGUCUUACCCUUCUGCAACUCUGGCUUCUUCUGGGUGAUACCAAGACCGUCACUCCCCGUCUUUGGUUCAAGCACUUCUUCGCUCGUUUCUUCUGCCUGGUCGUUAUCCCCGUUUCCUUCUACAUGAGCAUGUUCGCUAUCCACUUCCUCUGCCUCGUGAACCCUGGCGAUGGCGAUGGUUUCAUGUCUUCAGAAUUCCAGUCUACCCUCAACAGCAAGGGUAUGCAGGAUGUGCCAGCCGAUGUCGCCUUUGGCAGCCGUGUCUCCAUCCGUCACCACAACACCCAAGGAGGCUACCUGCACUCGCACACCCACAUGUACCCCACUGGUAGCAAGCAGCAGCAAAUCACCCUCUACCCCCACAAGGACGAGAACAACGUCUGGCUCCUCGAGAACCAGACUCAACCCGUUGACCUGGAGGGUACCGAAAUCAAGACUCCCUUCGCAUGGGACAACAUUGAGCCUACCUUGAUCGAAGAUGGCGCUGUCCUCAAGCUUUACCACGUCAUCACCGACCGCCGCGUUCACUCUCACGACCACCGUCCUCCAGUCACCGACGCUGAUUGGCAAAACGAGGUUUCGGCAUACGGCUACGAGGGCUUUGAAGGUGAUGCCAACGACCUCUUCAAGGUCGAGAUUGUCAAGCACUUGUCAGAUGGUGAAGUCGCAAAGAACCGUGUCCGUACCAUUGAGACCAAGUUCAAGCUCGUCCACAUCAUGACUGGCUGUGUUUUGUUCUCGCACAAGGUCAAGCUUCCCGACUGGGGCUUCGAGCAGCAGGAAGUGACCUGCGCCAAGGGUGGCACUUUGCCUAACAGCAUCUGGUACAUUGAGAGCAACGAGCACCCUCAACUCAAGGAAGACGCAGAGAAGGUCAACUACCGCAACCCCGGUUUCUUCGGCAAGUUCUGGGAGCUUCAAAAGGUCAUGUGGACCACCAACGCUGGACUUGUCGAAUCCCACGCCUGGGACUCACGCCCAUUGUCGUGGCCAAUUCUCCGCCGUGGUAUCAACUUUUGGGGCAAGGACCACCGUCAAAUCUACCUGAUUGGUAACCCUCUUAUCUGGUGGACCUCGACCGUCUCCGUCGUUGUGUACCUGGCCUUCAAGGCACUGGCUGUCUUGAGAUGGCAGCGUGGAUACAAGGACUACAACAAUGUGCCAUUCAAGAGAUUCGACUACGAGGUUGGCACUAGCGUUCUUGGCUGGGCUCUUCACUGGCUUCCUUUCUUCCUCAUGCAGAGACAGCUCUUCUUGCACCACUACUUCCCUGCUCUUUACUUCGCCAUCAUCGCCCUCUCUCAGACCUACGACUUCAUCACUGCACGCGUUCCCACGUUUGGUCUGCGUCAGCGCCCUGUCAUCGGAACCGCCGGUGCAGCCAUCUUCUUGGCUCUCGCUAUCAGUAUCUUCUACAUGUACUCUCCCGUCGCAUACGGAAAUGCCUGGACCAAGACAGACUGUGCCAAGGCCAAGUUGUUCGAGACCUGGGACUGGGACUGCAACACCUUCUACGACAGCUACUCCGAGUACCAGACUUACGACAGAUCCAUCGCUGCCGCCAAGCCGACAGAAGUAGCAGCCUCCCCCGCUGUUCAGUUCUCGCAUGAUGAGGUUCCCGAGGCUCAGGUCACCAACCGUGUGUUGGCUGGCGAAGAGAAGAUCGAAUACCGCGAUGAAGCUGGCAACAUCCUCAACGAAGAGCAGGUCAAGGAGCUGGAAGGCAAGGUUUCGUUCUCUACGCGUUACGAGACUCGUACCAGAUUGGUAGACGCCAACGGUAACGAGGUGUACGAUGGCAGAGUUGAGGAAGAGGAUGAGAGCUACGCAGGAACAAUUGCUGAAGGUAGCAAUCAAGAGACUGGCGGAGUCGGACAGGAAGCUGCCUUGGAGCAGCCUGCCAGCGUCAACGUCAAUGACGACGUUGAGAAGGAGAAGAGCAUCGAAGCAAGCACAGCAUCUGCGGAACCAGAAAGCGAUGCCGGUACUGCAACAGGUAGAGACGAGCUGUAA